Messenger RNA from Alternaria atra, 594 nucleotides. RefSeq lists its product as uncharacterized. Gene Ontology annotation, molecular function: protein-N-terminal amino-acid acetyltransferase activity. Bases 1 to 594 code for a protein of 197 amino acids. Lineage: Eukaryota; Fungi; Ascomycota; Dothideomycetes; Pleosporales; Pleosporaceae. The transcript has 2 exons. The record is from RefSeq and is a predicted model, not a curated record. Gene Ontology annotation, biological process: N-terminal peptidyl-methionine acetylation. Gene Ontology annotation, cellular component: NatB complex.
AUGGCGACAAUUCGGCCAAUGCGCCCAACAGACCUCCUCCGGAUAUCGGAAUGCAACCUCGACCACCUCACGGAAACGUAUAACAUCGGUUUCUACCUCGAGUACCUGACCAAAUGGCCCGAGCUAUGUCAGAUAAUAGAAGGAAUGGACGGGGAGAUUGAAGGCUACAGUACGACUCUCCUCCUAGGCAAACUCGAAUCCUCGCCGUUCGAACCCCCAAUAAAACCCUACAAACCCUCCACCACCGGCGUCCAGUACCCAAACUACCUCCCUUACCAUGGCCACAUCACCGCCCUUACUGUUGCACCCUCAGCGCGCCGCCUCGGCCACGCGACGGCAUUGUCAUCUGCACUGGAACGUUCGUCCGACGCGGCGAACGCGUGGUUCGUCGAUUUGUUUGUGCGCAGGAGUAAUGAGAUUGCGAAGGAAUUGUAUCGCAAGAUGGGGUAUAGUGUUUACAGGGUUGUGAAGGAUUAUUACAACGACGGCGAAGACGCGCUGGAUAUGCGGAAGAGUUGUAGUAGGGAUAAGGAAGGGGAGUGUGUCAGGGUUGAUGGGGAGAAAUUUGAGGUCAGCGCCGAGGAGGUCUGGUGA